This is a messenger RNA of Rhinichthys klamathensis goyatoka, 976 nucleotides long. It is a transcript of the gene cygb1, whose product is annotated as cytoglobin 1. NCBI's taxonomy places the organism in Eukaryota, Metazoa, Chordata, Actinopteri, Cypriniformes, Leuciscidae. Bases 181 to 714 code for a protein of 177 amino acids. The record is from RefSeq and is a predicted model, not a curated record. Gene Ontology annotation, biological process: oxygen transport. Gene Ontology annotation, molecular function: heme binding; iron ion binding; oxygen binding. The transcript has 3 exons.
GAGAGAGAGAGAGAGAGAGAGAGAGAGAUAAAGGGUCGAGGGUGGGAGGAUCUCCUUCAUUCAGCAGAAACUCUUCAUCAGACUCUUGAAGAGACAGGCAGAAUAAAGAGCCCAGCAGGAGGAGAAAACACAUCUCUCACUCUCUCUCUCUCUCUCAAGUGUUUCUCAGCGAGCGUCUGGAUGGAGGGAGACGGAGAUGUGGAGCUCACACUGAGUCCCGAGACUCUCACGGAGGAAGACGUGUGUGUGAUCCAGGACACGUGGAGACCCGUCUAUGAGAACCGAGAGAAUGCUGGAGUCGCUGUGCUCAUCAGGUUCUUCGGGAACUUCCCGUCGGCGAAGCAGUACUUCAGUCAGUUCCGGGACAUGCAGGAUCCCGAGGAGAUGCGGCAGAGCGUCCAGCUGAAGAAGCACGCCGUGCGGGUCAUGACCACCCUCAACUCGCUGGUGGAAAACCUGCGCGACGCAGACAAACUCAACACCGUCUUCAGCCAGAUGGGCAAAUCACACGCGCUCAGACACAAGGUGGAUCCCGUCUACUUCAAAAUUCUGGCCGGAGUGAUCCUGGAGGUGCUGGUGGAAGCUUUCCCACAAUGCUUCAGUCCCGCCUCGGUGCAGGGGGCGUGGUCUAAGCUCAUGGGCGUCCUGUACUGGCAGAUGAACAAAGUCUACGCUGAAGUCGGCUGGGAACCCAUCAAAAACUCUGCAAAGUGAGGGAGAGAAUUCAUGCAGAAUUAUAUUAAUCACACCAAAGAUUACUGCAGAUUGGACAUGUAUAUUUGAUUUGUUUCUAUAUUCGAAAUACUGGAAGAAAAAGAGGACGAGUAGAAUAUAAACAGCUGUAAACCAUUUUAAUCAGUGUCAUGAAUAGUGGCCGUUGUAAUCGCACGACGCAGGAGAAUCCUAACAAAGACUUCUUUAUUAGGGAUGCGCGGUAUAUGUCGGCCAUCAUAUCGGUAUCGGCCCACAUAUGUUC